GAGAGGAGGCAGCGCUGUGGGGGCAAGGGGCGGCCCCGUGACGUAAAUAGCCUGAGCCUGAGCCCGCAACAUCAACAAGAUGGCCGCCCGCGUCCUGCCGCUCCUGGAGGACGGCCUGCGGUCGCCGCGCAGCCAGGAGGGCAGCAGCCCCCAGAGCAAGGGCAGCCCCCUGAGCAAGACGCGCGAGUCCCGAUGGGCCGAAGCACCGACCGAGCGUUUAAGACCAGCACACGCGAGAAGGCCGAGCUUCCUCGGUGAGCUAGACGCGCCCGCUAGAAGACCAUCUUUGUUAGGAGGCCGGUCGCCCUCAAAGAGGUCCGUCGACUCGCUCCGCCACUACCAGCUCGGCAAGGUGGGCAAGGCCGAGAACAUGUGGGAGCUGGAGCGGCCCAAAAACGCCGCCGAGCGGUUACUCCGAAAGUACAUGGAGCGGAAUACUGGAAACAAAAAGGAGGCAGUGUCGAUAGCGAGUCGCCUGGACGUCGGCGAGGCCGCUAAAUAUGCCCAUGUCGAGCGGCCGACGACGCCCUACUACGGCGUGGAUGGCGAGACGACGCAGCGACGGCCGCCGACGUGUGACAAGAACGCAAGGCGGAUUGUGGUCGAACCGGUACAGCGCAACGACUCCUCCGACUCUUCGGACGAGGAGAGCGUUUUUAAUCGAAGAUUAUCGUCAAACACCUACGACAAGUUCGCCGCGCGGCGCGCGCAGCGCUUCGCGACGGCACGGGGCCGCGUGAAGCGCGAGGUCAUGCGGGACGAGGAGCGAAAGCGAGUGGCGGAUAGCAAAGUACAAGCCAAGAAGGCAUUGCGGAAGAUGCGCAGUCUGGAGCUUGAAAGGCAAAAAGCGAAGGAGCUCGAAUUACUUAAGUCAGGCCCGCCGAAAGAAAAGACUCUAGACGAAAGGAAACACGAUCUGUCGCAGAGUUUAAAGGGCAUGGUCAAGACCUACGAGAAGUGCGAGCGGCGUGCCAAGCGGAAGGAUGGGAAGGCUGCGAAACGCAUCCAGCGGACGUGGCGAGGCUACAAAGCGCGGAAGGAGACGGGCGAUGUCUGUUUUAAAGCUAGGUUCGUCACGGGCUUCUUCAAGACCGAAGAGGUGUACGUCUCGGAGGACGAGGAGUCGUUCGAGCCGGAGCUCUACGAUCCGGUCUGCGCGACGAUCCAGCGGGCGUGGCGGCGCUACCGGAAGCGCAUGCUGAAGCGGUACUUCUACGCGGCGCGGUUGGCGAUGUUGUGGCGCGCGCGGCGCAACCUGAAGAUACGGAAAGCGAGGGCCGCACAACUGAGGUACGGGCGCAAAGAAAGUUCGAGGCGGUUCGUGAAAUGCGUGCGACGGUUCCUCUCUCGCAAACUCCGGGAGUGGCGCCAGGCGUCGAUCGAGGUCAAAAGGGCGAAGUGGAACUUGAGGAGGGCGCAAGCAUUGAUAGCCAUCGCCAAAGGUCUGAAGGGCUACUACGCGAAGAGACAACGGAAGCAGCAGUUAGCCGCGUCGCUCAGAGUGAGCGGCGCGCCCGAGGUCCAGGGCGCCGUGGCGACGUUUUUGGUGGAUGACGACUGGCCCAAGUGCCUCGCGACGUUGGACGACGGGCUGGCGGAUAGUGAUGAUGAAAAUGACGCGCGCGCGUCGCACUUCGUUCCGACGCGGUUCGCGCGGAACCCUCCCUCCGUACGUGAAUAUCGUUCUAUCAAUCAUGGAGACGACCGGCUACUCCAAUGCGCGUUCUGGGACUUUGUGACUGAUGUCUCAGAACGUACGCUCCAGAAGGACGCGAGGAGACGAGUCAGGAGGCAACAACAGAGGGCAGACGAAGCCAAGGUCCUCGUGGAUUCCUUCGUACGAGGGCUACGACGAGAAGCUUUUGACGCGGACGCGGACAAGGACACGAUCGUAGAACAUCUGCCGGACGACGCCGACCUGUGGCGCGUGCCGGCCAUGGACCGUUUUAGUACAAUCAAGGCCCGGACGUUGUACGACGAGCGGGCCAAGUCCGCGCCGCCGCCCAUGGACCGGGGCUACAAGCUGCGCUGGGUCUGGGACGGCGAGCUAUGCGGCGCGUGCGGCGCGAUCGUGCCCAAUUUUUUGAGGGCGCGUUCAUGUAGAACGUGCGGCGCGCGGACGCCCCUCGCCGCGGAUCGACCGACGCUAGCCUUCAAGCCGGCCGUGCCGCCGCCCAUACCUUGUAAAGCGUUGGACGUGCAACAGAAAGCGACGACACUACUCAUCCACGCUCAUUUGGUGAGUCUGAGUGGAGCGCCCGGGUCGGGCUGGCGCCGGCGCCGUGUCCCCUUCGCGAAGCUGUGGCGCGCGGCCGUCGCUUCGACCGUCGACGCGCGGGCCGAGCUGCGUGCUUUGAACGUCGCGUCGAUCGCGGAUCUCGUAAAGCGCGGCGGAUGUUCUGUGCUCUCGCCGGCUCAUACCGAACUCGCUCAUGAGGCAGAUCAUCUCCUCAAACUCCUGGACGACGCCCUGAGGGCGCGCCAAAAGGCGGACGAGAAGGCGGCCGCGCGACGACGGCUCCAAGAAAACAACUAAGAUGUGUUAUUU
Pelagomonas calceolata is the source of this 2548-nucleotide messenger RNA. Lineage: Eukaryota; Pelagophyceae; Pelagomonadales; Pelagomonadaceae. The record is from the annotation of a GenBank genome assembly.